This is a messenger RNA of Scylla paramamosain (green mud crab), 591 nucleotides long. RefSeq lists its product as uncharacterized. Lineage: Eukaryota; Metazoa; Arthropoda; Malacostraca; Decapoda; Portunidae. The transcript has 5 exons. The record is from RefSeq and is a predicted model, not a curated record. The coding region runs from base 1 to 591 and encodes 196 amino acids.
AUGGCGUCAGCAGUCAAGCUGACGAGUGCCGAUAACAGUUCGAACCUCGGAAGGCUCAGGGACCAGCUAUUCCCAUACUACAUUGACCAGUCGGAAUGGGUGUCCCGAGAGACAUUGAAGGGCAGACACGCUGUUAUCACUUUCGGCAUGGUGAUUCGAGGCGGCAUGCAUGAUAGUUUUUCAAUGAUGGGCAAGUGCAUCGUUUACGCAAUGCCUCGAGGUUUCCUUGGCCCUUUAACUCUCAAUCUAGCCUUCCCAAAGGGUUCUCCACUGCGAGAGAGAUUUGACCAAGUAAUUGUCAGACUGCGAGAGUCAGGAAUCACGGGCAAGAUCUUCUCUGAUCGCACAAUCAAUGCCACUGAUUGCAUCGCUCCCGUGAGCUCCAUGACAGUUCCAUCACAGCGUCCGCUUCAGCUGAAGGACUUUUAUGGCAUGUUGCUACUCUUUGCCCUUGGACUACUUGUGGCUACUGGGGUCUUCCUCGCGGAAUUUGCUCCUUAUUGGCUACAAAUCAAAGGAAAAGUUUUCUUACGCCUUGGAUCAGCGAGCAAGCUAAAAGCAGCCACAUGGAAAAAAAUAAAAAAUAAAUAA